UAGCGAGUAGCGAGUAGUUAUCGUGUGCUAUUUUGUUCUUCUUUUGAUUUCUUUCGUCCUUUUCUUUUAAUUUAAUGGAGUAAUUCCUCUUUGACACCAAAAAAUAAAAAUAAAAAUAAAAAUGAAAGGGUCAUUCACAUUCACAUAAUCCGACCUAUUUCGCGAAAAGCUCUUGAUCUCCUCCCCAUCUUACCACAGCGCCGCCCAGACCUCCGCCAUCACCGACAGUCGACAGCCCAGGCCGGCCGGCCCAUAGCAGACAGGUCCACUACGGCCCCACCGUCACCGUCACCGUGCCGCGUGCCCACUACGACAAGCUGAAAGGCCACAUCUUUGAGGGUGAGGCCGACUUAAUUGAUGACAUGUUGCACCUUGGUGAAGUGAGAGUCACUUUCUUCAUUUUCAUUUAAGUAGAAGAAUAUUUUUGUUGCUUGUGAGGUUACCAUCAUUACUUAUUUUCUAGAUUGUUAUACGAUGGUAGGUUGUUUGCUGUAGUUUUAAAGUGGGGGUUUUAGUUGUAUACAGAAAAGAACCGCUUUUUAUCUCCUUGCGGAGGUGGUUUUGGUAUGUUGUAUGCAGCACCAUCUUGUUCAUAUUUGCUUUUCUCAGUUUCUGCCUGGUUGCUUGUUGACGUCUAUUGCUUACACGAAGCCUUCCUGAUAGUGGUCAUUGUGAAGUGUGCAUAUAUCCCGUGUUGAGGUUCAUGGAGAAAUGUGAAAUAGGAUUUCCUUCCUGGGUAAGGGUAUUUAACCUAGAAUCCUCAGUCCCAAGCUUACUUUGUGGACUUUGAGUAGAAUAUAGUACUCCAUAUUAUUUUAGGUUGCUUUCUGACUGUAUGGUCGUGGUAAUACUUUCUAAAAUUUGUUUUAGUGGUUUAGUUCCUGUACCUUUACAAUGUCAAGGAUACCUCUCAUAUUGUCAUAUGCGCCUCUUGGUAUGAGUUGUAUGGAGUAUGACACAAUGGAUAACUUUCUACAAACUUUGUUUUGCCUUAUGUUUCUUAUUGUCUUAUGAGCAGAUAAUAUUAUGUUAGAAGGAUUGCCAUCUGUUACGUAUAGGAUUUUGGCCUAUCUUCUCGUUGGUGUCGUGAGAAUAUAUUCCAAGAAGGUAUAGUAUUUAUUCCAGGACUGCCACGAAACUGUCUCGGACGUUAAUAGAUUCUCAGUUGGAAAAAAGGUUGUUCCCUCUAGAGAUAUUGUGCGAUCUUCUCCUCCCAUCACGCUGCCAGAGAGGUAUGAACUUGAUUCUGUCCAACUUGAGGUUGAGAUGGUGCAAGCAAGUGCAGUGAUGAAGACAUUAGUAUUAAAGUUGAUACAGGGAAAAAUCUACUUCCUCAAUCCUCUUUAGACAAGGUCAAGAAGUCAAAAUCAUUGAACCUAGUGGACUUUAUUUUGUUCGUGAAAUUCUUCGCAAAUUUCUCAAUGGAGACCAAAGUUUCUGCUUCGUCUUCCCCUGAAUUAAGCCCCAACCACCGAAUUAAGCUUAACAUCGGCGGCAAAAUCUUUGAAACCACCGUUUCAACCCUGCAAUCCUCCGCCCUCCUUGCUUCUCUCUCCAUAUCCACUCCCACUCAACCACCAAUCUUCAUCGACCGCAACCCAGAUAUCUUCUCUCCCCUUCUCUCCCUCCUCCGCACUCACCGCCUUCACUCCACCGCCCUCCGCCACUUCUCCCUUCACCAACUCGUCAACGAAUCCCAAUUCUACGGCCUCCAUUCUUGCCCCCUCUCCUCUUUCUCUCCUCCUCCCUUCUCCCCCUUCGACGCAUCAUUUGUCACCUCUAUCUCUCCUCCUUCCUCCGCCAUCGUCUCCGACUUCUCUGCCUCUUCCACCACCUCUCUCCUCCUCGCUCAUUCCGGGAAAAUAUCGUACUAUGAUGCUACCACUCUUUCUCAUUCCUCCACCCUCCGUACCCAUCUGGAUGGUAUUUCCGCCAUCGCUGCUAUUACCCCAAAUAUCUCAGCCGUUGGAUCAAACUCUUCCGCUGGCCUCCAUUUCUACACUAGAGCAGAUCACGUGGGUUCUCUGUACUGGGUAGAUAAUUCUGACACUAGGGUCCAGAAAUCCCGAGUCACUUCCAUCUCUGACUCGGUGGGGAACGGAGGCGAGUCGGUAUUUUCCGCUGCGUUUGAGUGUAAACACGGGGAGAACGCCGUCCUUAUUGUUGACAAAUCAACGCUGAAAGUUGUGGUGGAGAUUGGGAGACAGUCGGGUAACUCCGCCAAAUCCUCCGCUAUUAGGAAGCUGAGGUGGGUUCCGCAGUUGGGGUUGCUGGUGGGAAGCGCCGUUAAUUGCGGAGCGUUUGGGUAUUCAGGGUACGUUCGGUUAUGGGACCCUAGGUCUGGGGAGAUGAUAUGGGAGACAAAUGAGCCAGGUGGGAUGGUUCGGAAUAGCAGGUUGGGGGAUACAAUGGGGGAUAUUGAUGUUGAUCCCGAGGGGCUGUAUCUGGCAAAGGUGGGUUCAAAGACUGGAGACUUGGGUGUGGCUGAUUUGAGAAAAUUAGGGUCAGACCCUUGGGUGUAUUUGAAGGAUCCAAACCCGGGAUUGAGUGCAAAUUGGAAGGAUGGGGGGAGUGUGGUGGUGCAUUGUUUCAAAGGAAAUGUGUUUGUUGGGAGAGAUGGGGGUUUGGAAGCUUGGUCGAAGAUGGAAGAACGAGAAGUUGUGGAGGGAGGAGGGGAUGAGAUGAAAUGGAGUUUGUACAGGAGGAAUUAUGUAGAUAAGGUGGAGGAUUCGGAACGGGGGAUAAUAAGAAAGAUUGAAGGAGGUGGGAAUAGACUGUUUGUUAGUAGGGAAAAUGUGGAAGGCAUUGAAGUUUGGGAGACAUCUCGAUUAUCUGGUGUUAAGGCGGUUUAACGCCCAAUGAGGUAUGCCAUUUUGUAGCUACUCAUGGUAAUCAUAUAUAGGCAUGUUCUUCAUUUGUUUUUGUUUCUGUGGUCUGAUAUUCAUUCACAAUUGUUGUCAAUGAUAUGUAUACUGUAUACAUUUGAUGUGAACGAUUGAAAUUAGUAUGAGAUUAUGGAUUUUUAUGUGUUUGACCUAAUUCGUUAGUCCUUGAGUAUUAAAUUAGUAAUUAAUUAGCCUAUGACUCUACUUUGGAAUAUUGUAUUUAAAGGGAAAUGUGUGGUGGUGCAUUGUUUCAAGGGAAAUGUGUUUGUUGGGAGAGAUGGGGGUUUGGAAGCUUGGUCGAAGAUGGAAGAGCGAGAAGUUUUGGAGGGAGGAGGGGAUGAGAUGAAAUGGAGUGUUUACAGGAGGAAUUUUGUAGAUAAGUUGGAGGAUUCAGAAUGGGGGAUAAUAAGAAAGAUUGAAGGAGGUGGGAAUAGACUGUUUAUUAGUAGGGAAAAUGUCGAAGGCGUUGAAGUUUGGGAGACAUCUCGGUUAUCUGGUGUUAAGGCGGUUUAAUCGACUUUGCUACACGCCCGCCCAAUGAGCUGAAGUCAGGGAUGCAGACACCUGGUUCAGGUUCAAUAACAUUUGUAGCAGAUAGGCAUAAGGGGUUGAAGGGAGUCAAUUGCUGAAAUAUUUGAGGUCUCAUUUUAUGGUUACUGUUUAAGGUACUUGACUGAGAAUCUUAUUCGGGACUUAAAAGGGCAGUUUCUCAUGAAGUAAGCCGCCUCUUGGUUGAGGAUUUCUAUGCUGCUGCUUAUGCUUAUGCUUCUAAGCUUGAAGGUUUUCAGAGAUAUGUUGACAACAUAAAGAGUAUUUCCACCGAAGCUUAUGACUGGGUCAAAGUGAACCCGAAUACUGAGAAAAUACUUUCUUUAAGGGUGCAAGAUAUAAUCAUCUCUCAUCAAACUUUGGUGAUAUGUUUUAUAGCUGGGCAUCAGAGGCACAUGAGUUGCCCAUAACCCAGAUGGUUGAUGUUAUUAGAUACUAGAGCUAAUUUGCGCACGGAAAUUGUAGUCAGCACAGUGGCUAACAAGGCUAACUCCAUAAAUGGAAGAAAAACUGGAGAAGGAAAACUUGAAAGUCCCUCCCCUUCAGUUGACGUUGAUCAAUGGGAAUGUAAGUUGUGAAGGGUGGCAGUUGACUGGUCUACCUUGCUGCCAUGCUGUAGCUGUUAUUGGUUGCAUGGGAAGAACUCUAUGAAUAUUGUUCCCAAUAUUUUUCAGUUGAAAGCUAUAGGUUGACAUACUCUGAGACGGUAAAUCCUGUCCCGAGCACUAACGGUCAUUUCAGAAUGAUUCAUUUCAGAAGCUUUUUGGUUCACAGGAGGUUGUCAAACGUCGGCUGCAGUGUAGUAGAUGCAAGGGCAUGGGACACAACAAAUCAACAUGUAAAUAGAUUUUAAUGGAACAGUAAUAAUGGGUGGAUCCAUAAUAUCGGAAUUCAGAAACGAGACUUCACAAAUUCAGGGACUUGAGAAUGGAACAAACGGCAGGGAGACUCGCUCGUCUUCCAAAGAGAGAUGCGGCGGUGGUGAAGAGACAAUUAUCUCACUUGCAAACAUAUUUGGGUGGGAUCAAAUAUAUGACAGGGUUACCGGAUAUUGUAAUCAUCGUUGAUCAACAGGAAGAAUAUACGGCCCUUCGAGAAUGUAUUACUUUGGGAAUUCCAACUAUUUGUUUAAUUGAUACAAAUUGUAACCCGGAUCUCGCAGAUAUUUCGAUUCCGGCAAAUGAUGACGCUAUAGCUUCAAUUCGAUUAAUUCUUACCAAAUUAGUAUUUGCAAUUUGUGAAGGCCGCUCUAGCUAUAUAAGAAAUCCUUGAUUCAUAAUAAAAUCAAAAAUUGACUUCCUAAA
Spinacia oleracea (spinach) is the source of this 4738-nucleotide messenger RNA. Its product is annotated as protein ENDOPLASMIC RETICULUM-ARRESTED PEN3. Bases 1422 to 2852 code for a protein of 476 amino acids. The record is from RefSeq and is a predicted model, not a curated record. The transcript is spliced from 6 exons. NCBI's taxonomy places the organism in Eukaryota, Viridiplantae, Streptophyta, Magnoliopsida, Caryophyllales, Amaranthaceae. Gene Ontology annotation, biological process: protein homooligomerization. Gene Ontology annotation, molecular function: protein binding.